Tupaia belangeri chinensis (Chinese tree shrew) is the source of this 2760-nucleotide messenger RNA. It is a transcript of the gene PTPDC1, whose product is annotated as protein tyrosine phosphatase domain containing 1. Bases 54 to 2444 code for a protein of 796 amino acids. Gene Ontology annotation, biological process: cilium assembly; protein dephosphorylation. The record is from RefSeq and is a predicted model, not a curated record. The transcript is spliced from 9 exons. NCBI's taxonomy places the organism in Eukaryota, Metazoa, Chordata, Mammalia, Scandentia, Tupaiidae. Gene Ontology annotation, molecular function: protein tyrosine phosphatase activity.
CCACUGAACGAGAGCGAGCUGCCUCCAGCGCUGGCCUCCCGGAGCCCAGAGCCAUGCUAGCGCAGGACGCGCCGCGGCGGCCCUCGGCCGUGCACUUCCUCAGCUCCUUCCUGCAGGGCCGCCGGCAUUCCACCUCAGACCCGAUCCUGCGGCUGCAGCAGGCCCGGAGGGGCUCUGCUGCUGCUUCUAAUCUGCUGUCCUCGUCCUCACUCCAGGUGAUGGUGGCUGUGUCCUCCGUCAGCCACGCCGAGGGGAGCCCCACUUUCCCCGAGAGAAAAAGGAAUUCAGGACGUCCAACUGCAAAGUACACAAAAGUAGGAGAGCGUUUACGGCAUGUCAUUCCUGGACACAUGGCGUGCUCCAUGGCGUGUGGUGGUAGAGCAUGCAAGUACGAGAACCCAGCCCGCUGGAGCGAGCAGGAGCAAGCCAUUAAGGGAGUUUACUCAUCCUGGAUCACAGACAACAUCCUGGCUAUGGCACGCCCAUCCUCGGAGCUUCUGGAGAAGUACCGCAUCAUUGAGCAGUUCCUCGGCCAUGGCAUCAAAACAGUCAUCAACCUGCAGCGCCCUGGUGAGCAUGCAAGCUGUGGGAACCCUCUGGAGCAAGAGAGUGGCUUCACAUAUCUUCCCGAGACUUUCAUGGAGGCCGGCAUCUAUUUCUACAAUUUUGGAUGGAAGGAUUAUGGCGUAGCGUCUCUUACCACUAUUUUGGAUAUGGUGAAGGUGAUGACGUUUGCUUUACAGGAAGGAAAAGUAGCAAUCCAUUGUCAUGCAGGUCUCGGUCGAACAGGUGUUUUAAUAGCCUGUUACUUAGUUUUUGCAACAAGAAUGACUGCUGACCAAGCGAUUAUAUUUGUGCGGGCAAAGCGACCCAAUUCCAUACAAACCAGAGGACAGCUGCUCUGUGUAAGGGAAUUCACUCAGUUUCUGACCCCUCUUCGCAAUAUAUUCUCUUGCUGUGAUCCCAAAGCUCAUUCUGUCACCUUAGCUCAGUAUCUGAUUCGCCAACGUCACCUGCUUCACGGUUACGAAGCACGACUUCUGAAACACGUGCCCAAAAUCAUCCACCUGGUUUGCAGACUGCUGUUAGACCUCACCGAGAACAGGCCAGUGGUGGUGAAGGACGUGUUUGAAGGCCCCAGUCUCUCUGCUGAAAUUGAAAAGACUGUGUCUGAGAUGGUCACAGUGCAGUUGAAUGAAGGAUUACUGAGGCAUGACAGUGACACGUCUGACCCAUUUCCCACUGCUGCAGAGAAUCCUGGUGUGAUUCUUCCCUGUGAGCGAGGGCUCGAUCCCCUUUGGAAGAGGCGGAACGUUGAGUAUCUUCAACCCUUAACGCGCCUGGAAAGGCGGCUCAGCUACAGCGACUCUGAUUUGAAGAGGGCCGCGGCACUCCUGGAGCAAGGGGAGACUCCUUGGACGGUCCCUGCCCAGGUCCUGCUCUGCCAAAACCUCAGGCAACAGAAGCCUGUGAGCCAUUGCUGCACCCCGCAGUCCCCAGGGCUGGAAUUAAAUAAGGAAGCAUUUGUUCGUGGUACAUUUUCUUUCUGGAAUCAGUCUAAGGUGGGAGGCUUGGAAGGACCCAAAGAUGAUGAGUCACCACUUUUCCAUAGAAAGGACAUCCCAAAGGAAAUAAAACGGAGUAGAACCUUCUCUGCAGGUGUCUCAGGGUCACACAACCCUGGGGAGCCAUUCACACCCAGCUCUGCAAAUGUCCAUAAGGAUCCAAACCCCUCUCACCAGCCAGUGGCCCGCUGCCGGCAUGACACUUGUGGCUGGGGCCCGGCUUCUAUUGAGGAGGACAGCCAGCCCCACUCUAGCCCUCUAGAUGGUGGCUCCAGUCCCAGAGCACAGUUCUCAGAUGGACACGAAACCCACCAGAGCAAAGAACUGUCCGAAGCAGCACCACACACUGCUUUGCCAUCUGAACCGAGUGUCCAGGCGAGGAGAAUACUGGCAGCCAAGGCCCUGGCAAAUUUAAAUGAGUUCGUGGAAAAGGAGGAAGUUAAAAGGAAGGUAGAAAUGUGGCAGAAAGAACUAAACUCCCGAGAUGGAGCUUGGGAAAGAAUAUGUGGCGAGAAAGACCCUUUCAUCCUGUGCAGUUUGAUGUGGUCUUGGGUGGAGCAGCUAAAGGAGCCUGUGAUCACCAAAGAGGACGUGGACAUGUUGAUUGACAAGCAAGCAGAUGCCGCAGAGGCGCUGUUUUUAUUAGAAAAGGGACAGCAGCAGACCAUCCUUUGCGUGUUGCACUGCAUAGUGAACCUGCAGACUCUCCCUGUGGAUGUGGAGGAAGCUGUGCUGGCUCAUGCCAUUAAAGCCUUCACUAAGGUUAAAUUUGAUUCUGAAAAUGGACCGUUAGUUUACAACACCCUGAAGAAAAUAUUUAAGCACACGCUGGAAGAAAAGCGAAAAAUUAUAAAAAACAGCCCUAAGCCUGGCCUCUAGCACAGCCAGCUGUGCCCUCGUGGUGACUGUUCCUGACAGGAAGAUCCAAGUCCCACUUCUGUUCGUGUAUGAACACAUUGAACUUGUGGAGCCACUUGUUCUCAUAGCACUUUGCUUUGAAUGCUGUUGAUUUGUGCUGAGAACGAUUGUUCCUGUAUAGAGCAAUUAUUUAUUUAAUACAUCCUUGAGCUACGUUUUUGUUUUGAAAAAUUGCCAUAAAGUUGGUGCCACUUUCUUUUAUUUAUUUGACUAAAUUAUUAUUGUUGUAUUAACAUUUUAAGUAUGUGGUGUUUACAUCCUUAUUCUUUUUGAUAUC